Molecule: messenger RNA, 1286 nt
Organism: Oryzias melastigma (Indian medaka)
Lineage: Eukaryota; Metazoa; Chordata; Actinopteri; Beloniformes; Adrianichthyidae
Product: cytosolic sulfotransferase 1
Exons: 8
Coding region: 163-1065 (300 amino acids)
Biological process (GO): sulfation
Cellular component (GO): cytoplasm
Molecular function (GO): sulfotransferase activity
Source: RefSeq, a predicted model, not a curated record
UCUGUGAACUGAUAACAUGGGAAAUAUUUAGAGGAGCCUAUGGGGGCUGGAAAUCGACAUCUGGGAGGGAACCUUUGCUGACAAUAAAGUUAUGCAACAAGAAGAGAGGAGGGGAGUUUGGAGACAGCAGGAAGAGAAGCCAGAGGAACAAAAAGCAGCAGAAUGUCAAUGAAUCUUGAGAAGAUGGUAUUGCCUCCUCGGCCAGAGCUGUUUGAUUUCCACGGAGUCUCAAUGAUUCAUUAUUUUACAGACAACUGGGAUAAUUAUCAGAAUUUUCAGGCAAGACCCGAUGACAUACUCAUUGCAACAUAUCCAAAAGCAGGGACUACAUGGGUUUCAUACAUUCUGGAUUUGCUGUACUUUCGUGAGUCACAAGAGGAUCGUCUGACCACCAUCCCAAUCUAUGAAAGAGUACCUUUCCUAGAAAUCAGCGUCCCAGGUUUAUUUUCAGGUAAGGACCUGGUUGAUAAUCUCACUACAUCCCCACGACUCAUCAAAACUCAUCUUCCGGUCCAGUUUGUUCCAAAGUCGUUCUGGGAGCAAAACUGUCGGAUUGUUUAUGUAGCUCGAAAUGCAAAGGACAACAUGGUGUCCUUCUACCACUUUGAUCGCAUGAACAAGGUUGAACCAGAACCUGGAGAGUGGAGCUCUUUCUUCCAAAGAUUUUUGGAUGGAAAGAUGGUGUUUGGCUCCUGGUACGACCAUGUGAACGGCUGGUGGAAGAAGAAAGAAACUUAUUCUAAACUCCACUACAUGUUCUUUGAAGAUCUGGUUGAGAACACUGGACAGGAAAUAGACAAACUCUGCAAUUUCCUUGGUUUAUCUCCUUCAGCCAAGGAUGUAGAAACCCUCUCAAGUUCGGUGCAGUUUGAUAACAUGAAAAAGGACAAGAUGGCCAAUUAUUCCACAACCCCAGUUAUGGAUUUCAAGAUUUCUCCUUUCAUGAGAAAAGGAAAAGUUGGUGAUUGGAAGAAUCACUUCACUGUGACUCAGAAUGAAGCGUUCGAUGAAGACUACAAGAAAAAGAUGACAGAUCCCACGCUGCAGUUCCGCACUGAAAUCUGAAGAACUCACACUGCAACACACUGUUUCUUAACAGAUUAUGGCAAUGGUGUUAAAAAACAGCAUGUAAUUAAGGUUGUAGACUGUAUUCUAUUUUGUUGCAUAGAUUGUGAUUGAAUUUUAACUUUAAAUGAUAUACUUUUGCAGAAGGAAUGUUUGAGAUUUAUGUAUUUAAUUUUUUCUUGUUCUAAUCAAUUAUAAAUACAAAGGUGUAUACAAUCAAA